AUGAAAACUAACAGGUACAGGAAACAUGUGUCGAGUUCCUCGCAGGAGUUGCAGAUUCGAGAAGCCACGUACAGGUUUGUCACUUGUUCCGAGAUUUGGGCGCUGUUCAUGUCAGAUGACAUGCUUUACAGCGAGCCCAGAAACGGAACAGAGACUUCAGAAGAAAAGGCGAAGCGUGAGGAUGCCAAGGAGUGGGCCAACAGGCUCAAGUUUGUAAAGGAGAAAAAAAAGAAGGAACGAGAGAUCGCGCAGGAGCAGCAGCAGAAGGCUAAGGAAAAGAAGCUUGCUGGCGAUUUCGUCACGGGCCAGACUGUCGUGGCUACCCACGAUAUCUCCGUACGUGGCAAGAUCGCUGUGAAGAAGGGUUGGGAAGGUGUGGUGCAGGGACCUUCGCUGAAUCAUCCUCAAGAACGGCUUAAUGUCCUUUUCAAGGAGAGGCGGGACAAGAAGCAGCAGCCUCAGCGUACGAAGCCAAUCGAAGCGGAUUCACACUGCCUGGUAAGAAGUUUGUAA
Molecule: messenger RNA, 513 nt
Organism: Symbiodinium sp. CCMP2592
Lineage: Eukaryota; Dinophyceae; Suessiales; Symbiodiniaceae
Source: the annotation of a GenBank genome assembly